UGAUAAUUUCGAUUCAAUCACUCGACCAUGGGAUCCAUGAGGCAGACGUGAAAACAUGCCUGGCCUCGACUUGACACAGAUCUCGAGUAACUGGAAGAAGCUGCAAGAGAAGCUGCAAACAACAAAAGCGCCCGAAGCGUCGCAACAGAAGAAUGGCGUGAAGCGCAAGAGGCAGGAUGUAGCAGACGGCAAGACUACGAUUGCGCCGAGGAAGACCGCCAGACUAUCAGACACACGAAGCCACAACCCCCCUCGCACCCGCAAAAUGGGGCUCUACGGCUCCAAAGAACCAGCAGCCAACAGCGGAAGCAAAGCAUCUCACUCCGCCCUCACCUCCCAACACGACAUCUCCAAAUCCGACCUGUCCGCAGCAUACGGCUCUUCCGCCUCCACCACGACCCCAACCCAGGUCUUCGCGGACGUGGUAAACGGCGGCCUCCACCCCACCCACAAAGCAGGCAAAUACCUCGCCCUCGACUGCGAAAUGGUCGGCACGGGCGCGCCCCCGCACUACGAAGACCACGUGCUAGCACGUGUGUCGCUCGUCAACUUCCACGGCGAGCAAAUCUACGAUUCCUACGUGCUGCCGCCGCCAAACAUUACUAUCCACGACUACCGCACCUUCGUCUCGGGUAUUUUGCCGGAGCAUUUGCUGCCCGGGUACGCGCGGCCGUUUAAACAAGUCCAGCGCGAUGUGGCGCAGCUCCUGGACGGCAGGAUCCUAGUCGGCCAUGCUUUGCGGAACGAUUUCAAUGUUCUGGUGCUCUCGCAUCCGCGCAGGGAUGUGCGGGAUACGAGUCGCUACGCGCCCUACCGCGCAAUGAACCGUGGUCGAGCGCCGGCUUUGCGGCAUUUGGCGAAGGUGAAGCUGGGAUUGGAAAUUCAGACUGGAGCGCAUAGUUCUGUCGAGGAUGCGCGGGCUACGAUGCGCUUGUUCUGUUUGGAGAAGGCGGGGUUUGAGGAGGAGACGAGGAAGUUGUAUGGGCAUUCUGCGUCUAGGGUUGUGGGUAGAGGGAAAGGCGGGGUGGUCAAGAAAGAGGACGAUGACGGGGAGGAGGAGGAGGGUGACGGGCUGGAUAGCGAGGAAGAGGACUUGCGGCUAUUGCGAGACGAGGUGGAGGGGGAAGAUGAUGACGAUUUGGAGGAGGGGAACGGCGCGGCGGUGUCCAAAGCACCCAAAUCCGUGGUCAAGAAGCGGAAGAAGAAGAAACGCACGAAGCGAGCAUAGACACCCAGGCGAUGAACAGGCAAGAAGAACCAACGAACUCAGCCCU
This is a messenger RNA of Neohortaea acidophila, 1274 nucleotides long. RefSeq names its product ribonuclease H-like domain-containing protein. The record is from RefSeq and is a predicted model, not a curated record. Bases 56 to 1228 code for a protein of 390 amino acids. The transcript has a single exon. Lineage: Eukaryota; Fungi; Ascomycota; Dothideomycetes; Mycosphaerellales; Teratosphaeriaceae. Gene Ontology annotation, cellular component: nucleus. Gene Ontology annotation, biological process: rRNA processing; ribosomal large subunit assembly. Gene Ontology annotation, molecular function: 3'-5' exonuclease activity; nucleic acid binding.